Molecule: messenger RNA, 2298 nt
Organism: Engraulis encrasicolus (European anchovy)
Lineage: Eukaryota; Metazoa; Chordata; Actinopteri; Clupeiformes; Engraulidae
Product: homeobox protein MSH-C-like
Exons: 2
Coding region: 63-911 (282 amino acids)
Biological process (GO): embryonic morphogenesis; regulation of transcription by RNA polymerase II
Cellular component (GO): nucleus
Molecular function (GO): RNA polymerase II transcription regulatory region sequence-specific DNA binding; DNA-binding transcription factor activity, RNA polymerase II-specific
Source: RefSeq, a predicted model, not a curated record
UUCAAAAGGAUAAGCAAUACACGCAUAGCCAGAAAGUAUACUGCGAAGCCAUACGCUAGUGUAUGGCACCAUACACUUGCAGGAUGAAUUCUUCACAAGGCUCCCCAUCCCACCACGAGGUGAAAGUGCACCAGGAGAAAGCGGAAUUGGUAAAAGAGGAGAUUAGACCGACCGAGGCCACCGUUGACAACAGCAACAAGGGACUGAAAACAAAAACGAGCAGUUUACCCUUCAGCGUCGAGUCACUGAUCUCGAAGAAAACCACUUGUCGGACUGUGUAUACCGCCGCCGGACCUGGACUCGUACUACCCAAGCCUGUCACGGAACAAAUGGAACCAUUUUCUUCCCCGAGGACAUUCUAUGGCGAGAAAAGCAAAUUGCCCAGCGAGAGCUUUCCCAGCCCGUCCGAUAAUUUGAAUGACGAUAACGAAGAUUUUAGCGAUAAAGAACAGAGCACUUGGUUCAGGACGUCAUCCUUUUCAUCUCCACCACGUAACCCCAGCCCUACGCCGUGCACCUUGCGCAAACACAAAAACAACCGCAAACCUCGGACACCGUUCACCACCUCGCAACUCCUGUCACUGGAGAGGAAGUUCCGGCAGAAGCAGUACCUCUCCAUCGCGGAGCGGGCCGAGUUCUCCAACUCCCUCAACCUGACGGAGACCCAGGUCAAAAUCUGGUUUCAGAACCGGAGGGCCAAAGCCAAGAGACUGCAGGAGGCCGAGCUGGAGAAAUUCAAGCUGGCGUCCAAACCUCUUCUACCGGCUGCCUUUGCGCUGCCCUUCCCGCUGGGGGCCCACAUGGGCUCCCCAUCGCUCUACGGGAGCGCGAACUCUCUCCCGAGGCCUGCUCUGCCCGUACCGGGACUUUUCGGUGGACCAGUGGGCUAUGGAAUGUACUAUUUGUCAUAAGUAGAUUUUUUUUGUUUUUUUUUACUGCUGGCAGAGACUUUUUUAUAUAUAUAUAACAGAAUAAACAACGUGCCCUUAUACCAAUUAUGAGAUUGAAAUUGCGGAGGGAAAGAGAUUUUUUAAGACCAUGUACAAAGUAGUUUUAUUUUAUGUAUGACAAAUUUUAAAACAUAUAGCCUUUAAAACAGAAUGUUCAGUUAGAUCGGACCAACCGAAAUAGACAGACAGUUGCUGUCUUUUCCCCCACACUGGGUUUGUCAUUUUCCCCCUCAGAAAAGUUAUGUUAACUGAAUAUUGUACAUAAUUUGUUGGUUGAAAGGCGUGCUCCUGUAAAUUCAAAGAAUUUUCCCCAGUAGUCCCAUACAUGCACUUGGGCUACUGAAAAAAUGAUGCAAACAUUCCGUAUUUCAACGCCAAUUCGUUUUCAUAUAUUUUUUUCCACAGAACAGUUGUCGGGUGCAUUUUUACAUUGCCCUGUUUGAUUGUGUGCGCGUGUGCGAGCGUGUGUGAGGCAGAUAGCGUAGGCUACUACCAUGCAGAAGUUGUACACCACGCGAGUUAAGUACUUAAUGGCCUUAGUGUGUAAGUGCCUUGAAGACCAAAUAUUUAUUAGUCAACAAUAAAGAUUAUUGUGAGAAUUUCGUCUUCUCCACUGAUUAUUUACUGCUUUCCAUUUCGCCUCUUGUCAUAAUUGCUUAAUGUGUCUUACAACGUGAUGCGUAAACUGUAGUAAAACAAAAUUCAUCUCCAAAAGGAGGCUAAAUUCACCGUGCGUAAAACAUAGCACCAAGAUGCAAUCGCGUAAAAAAAAGGUUAUUUGUAGAUAGAAUCAAGUUGCAAAAUAAAACCAGACAGGCCUACAUAAAAUAUUAUGGUUACUUAGAAAAACAAUGCUGAAGCCUGACUUUGUUGUCAAUAGUUCUGGUGUUGUGCAGUGCUUCAACAUUUCAGAUAUAGGCCACUGCGCUUUGAUUGUCGACGAAACACUUCACCGGUUUAUUGAAGGCAGCCUUACAAUUUGGCCCGUAUGUUUUUAAUUUUGUGCAGGUAUAUUAGGUAGGCCUAGGGUCACAACUGCAUUACGCAGAGACCCAUGACCACGACAUCGCACUCAACAAAACAUCAAGGCCUAGAAUUUAAACUCUGUCCGAUGCGAAUUUAUUGUAUUUCAUUUACAGAGCAUUAGUCUGUCUCACAUAACAAAAAUUACAGACUAUAGGCCUAAUUAGCCUAAACAAUUAACCCUUUGAGGAGUACCAUCACAAAUAUGUGAUUAGAAUUUUGUCAAAAUGUUGAGUUCUCAUUAUGAUGUCAUAAGGACUUUGCAAGAUUUUUAACACAGACUUCUAUGGAAGCUGUAGAGUGUUCGAUUAAAAUUCUAAAAGAA